ACUGCUUCGUCGCCGAUGCAUUUCUGCAGCCACCAGCUACGCACAGCACCCGAUGACAUUCUACGCCGUUGACCGCAUCAUUGCUCGCACGAAAAAAGGGUACCUCGUCAAGUGGCACGGGUAUCCAAAGUGGGCCUGCACGUUCGAGCCUGAGGAGAAUCUGAACGCGGUCUGCCUCAAAGCCCUCGUCGAGCAACCGAAACCCAGUGACGAUCGUGUACAGUCAUCAGCCAACAAGUUCCUCCUUGAAGUCCAAACGAAGUUGUCCAACCCCAGAAGGUCCAACGGCCUGAUCAAGGUGGACUUCGAUUUGGACAUAUUCCGCUGGGUGUUUGACAACAAAGGGAAACCCAUCACGAAGGGCUGAAUCCUCUGCGAGGAAGUUGACUUCGAACGGCUGUCCCUUCCACCGGGCUGGUGGAAAAGGCUUGGCAAGAACAACGAGGAAGGCGUGGAAGUUGAGUUUCCUGUGAGGGUCAAGUCGGCACUCAGGCUCAAGAAAAGCCCAGGUAUUUCUUCCAAUGAAUUACCUGUAGAGACCCUUCGCAUGUAUUUUGUUACGCGGGGUAUUUCUACGCUCUGCAAUGGAGUGGCAUGAGCAAGCGACUGCGACAGUACAGGACGGUCGCAUCGUCCUUUCUUUGACAGGGCGUGCCGUUAUUGCACUCCAGAAGGAAACACUCAGCAGCCCUCUAUCGUACUAUGAUAUUGUCAGUGUCAAAUUGUUACCUAACGAUGUAACGGUUAGCCAAAAUGCAGCGGAUGCCAACGAGAAAAUCCGUCUCUUCUGUUCGAGAAUUGCUGCACAGAGCAGAAAAAUAGGAAGGGGGCGUCCUUACACUAAUUUCCUUUCAAAGACUUUUCGUGUCUGGUUACCCAUAGAUUCCGCAGUACCAAAAGCUCAAGAGCAGCUUGAAGUAGAGUUGUUGGAAAGAAUAAACGGAUAUCUUUCACAGCAGCUAUCGCAACUUGAAGACGAGCUUUGUGCGACAGUGGAACAAAACACAGAACUGCGAAGUUCGCUGUCCACCUUAAGGGCCGAGAUAGCUGAGCUAAAAAAUUCACCCCAUGAAGCGCCACUUGCGCAUGUGUCCCGAUAUGCACCCCCCUCGCCAUCCGCGAGUGAUUCACCUUACAACGGCGGAGGUAAAAUCGGUGAAGGAAGCACAAGAACAGACCGUAGACAGCUUGCUAAAUGUGGAGGAAAAAUGCAAACGAUACUAGAUGAUCUGCUUUCUCAGUACGGCCUCUCACUCCAAGAUAUCAUACUCGAAGACAUUAAAGGCAUCGAGCACAAGCUCACCUUCUCAGAAAGUAAAGUAUCAGUGUCUCGAGAUAUCAAGAAAUCUUACCGGGGACAGAAAGUAGGGAAGCUUUCCGAUCUCGACCCCGCUGACAGGGAUCUAAUCGGAGAUAUUACCGCACUACUGGACGAUCAUUACGUGAGUAAUGUGUUUUGGCAAGAGCUUUCCCAUCGCUUGCAAGGUCUCCCAUCCCUCAAGCUUAUUAAUGAAUAUCGCGAAAGUGUAAACAAUCUCAUAGAAGUGGCAGAAACACCAGGGCAAUGUGUCGGAUCACAGGUCUCUUUCGUAGAAGACUUAAAACACGCAAUACUUGAAAAAUGCAAGAAGGAACGCAAAACGGUAGAGGAAAUCAGCAGAUCAGGCACGCUUACAGUGAAACUAGAAGGAGACGGUAGCCGCAUCAGCAAAAAGGCGUCGUGGACAAUUUUAUCCUAUGUAGUGCUCGAAUGCACAGGUAAUCCACAAGGUCACAAAAAACAUCGCAUCCUAGCGCUAGCAGACAUACCAGAAAACUAUUUCAUGCUAAGAAUGGCAUUCGCAAAUGUCAUUUCGGAAGUAAAUGAGCUUGUGAAAACCACCGGCAUGAACAUUGACAACGUGUUUGUACCACUGAAUGUUUGUCUCGGAGCAGACUUAAAGUUUCUCCUAACAGUAUUAGGGAUGCAGUCUGACUUCUCAGCUUUUCCGUGUCCAUUUUGCACGGCUUCUCAAACUCAGCGGGGGGAUUAUCGCGAGCCUGUGCACGUUUUUAACGAGCCCCCUCUCGCGCGUACCCUGAAAACCAUGGAGAACGAUUGCGACCACUUACGAAAUGGGGUACAGUUUGUGCCCUUACUAAACAUUGAGCCUUACAACAUAGUUCCCGACGUCCUUCAUAUGAGGAUGAGAGUGUUCGACAGACUUUUUGAUAAUGUCCUAAAGGAGUUCCAAGACAUGGACACCAAACUAAGUGUGCAAACAGGGUCCCGAGAAGAGAAAUAUGUCGAAGCAUUCAAAACCAUUGUAGGUGAAUGCGGUGUCCGGGUUUACAUCUCUGCGGAGAACGAAGGGCAGAAUGGAAAAGAAAGGGGUUGACGCAACCAUAUUGUUAGAAAAACUACCGGAUAGGCUGAGAGGCCGCCUGCACUCGGACACGGAAACCAGGGUGCUAAAGCUAUGGGAAACAUUAAGUGAACUGCUUAAUGUGUUCGAAAGAGAUACGACAGGUAUGAAUGUGCAGAGUCAAGCAACUGAGUUCCUCCGACUGUUUGUUGAACUCGGAAGCACUGCAAGAAAGGGGUACGGUGCAAAGUACGGUACCCCUUACAUACAUAUUUUAACCCAUCACGCCGCUAAUAAGCACUCAAAAUUCAGCUGUCUGGGUUGGUUUUCCAGCCAAGCCAUGGAAAAAAAAAAUGAUGUCCUGAAAAGGGUUCAUCACCAAAAACCAAAUAAAUGGGACGCUGCAAGAGACGCGCUGAAACUUGCCAAACGCGCAGAAAAUCUUCACUACGAGAGAGAGCGACGAGUGUAUAAAAAAACUGAUAAGGAAUACUGGCAAGAGGGCGGUAUAGUGGCGUCCAGAACAAAGAGACAGCGGCCGACUAGCACAGAAAUAGCAGCCAGAAAUUUCGAUGUAGACAGCAUGAGUCCAGGGGAAAUUAGGACAGAACUCAGGGCGUUGGGAAUUAAGACCUCAGCAAAAUCUAGCUCUGCACUCCGUAAAAUGCUUCGGAGCGCACUGCAGUCGCAGAACUAGUCGCGGGGUCAAGUGUACAAAGUCCUGAAGCAGACAUCCCACUCUGUGUUCAAGAUGUUUUGCAGUGUUAUUCGAAUGACUGUGUUUGUGUGCAUUUAACUUAUGUAUAUGUGUUGUGCUUUCGUAUAUUGGUUCUGCGCCAUUGAUUUC
This is a messenger RNA of Ornithodoros turicata, 3192 nucleotides long. RefSeq lists its product as uncharacterized. Lineage: Eukaryota; Metazoa; Arthropoda; Arachnida; Ixodida; Argasidae. The coding region runs from base 585 to 2378 and encodes 597 amino acids. The transcript is spliced from 2 exons. The record is from RefSeq and is a predicted model, not a curated record.